Molecule: messenger RNA, 1643 nt
Organism: Branchiostoma belcheri (Belcher's lancelet)
Lineage: Eukaryota; Metazoa; Chordata; Leptocardii; Amphioxiformes; Branchiostomatidae
Product: zinc finger MYND domain-containing protein 10-like
Exons: 14
Coding region: 67-1416 (449 amino acids)
Biological process (GO): motile cilium assembly; inner dynein arm assembly; outer dynein arm assembly
Cellular component (GO): cytoplasm; centriolar satellite
Source: RefSeq, a predicted model, not a curated record
GCGUGGAAAAUGGCGGCCAGGUUGUGAGUUUCGAAGUGAAAACUGUGUUUAGUGCAGGAUUUCACCAUGCAGGCGGAGCAGGCGACACGGGUUCUUAUGCCGGUUGAGGCAGAGGCUUAUGUAGAAGCACUAGAGACUCUAACAAUCAAGGAUAUCGGCACAGAUAGGUGGUUGAAGCAGCAUGAGUACAUAGAGAAGUUGAACAUGCAGGCCAUCAUCAGUGCCUCCAGCAACGAGGAUGAGUUCGUUAAGGAGUUCCUGGUGUCGUAUGACAAGAUCCCAGUCCUGAUCCAUGAGUUGCUGACAGUUGAAGUCUGGACACAGAAGAUCUUCUCCCUGCUGGUGAGGAUGGACUUCCAGCCCUCCAGUACCAUUCCUGUCUACACUGUGCUGUACCAUGAAGCAACCAUCAUCAACCUGCUUGAGACCAUCAUGUACCACAAGGACACAUGUGAGUCAGCUGAAGACACCAUGUUGGACCUGUUGGAUUACUGCUACAGGAAGAUAGUGGACCUGAUAGCCAGGUCCCCUGAGGAGGAUGAAGGUGUGGAGACUCCUCCUAACAUCAGGGAGUUUGUGGAGCAUCCAACUACAUUUGAGGACCUGAAGAAGCAACAGCGAGCAUUAGACUUUGAUGUUGCUGUGAAGGCUGUGACUAUACUGAGGUACAUCACAGACCACCUGGACAGCCUGCCCCUGAGUACGACCCACCGUCUGCUGAACACACACAACAUCCCCAUCCUGCUGGUACAGCUGGUGGAGAACUGUCCCUGGACGCGGGAGUCCGACGGGCGACUCCGUAAGUACGUGGACGGGAAAUGGCAGGAGGUUCCACCGGAGGACAGGAUGAGGCUGACUAAGAUAGAGGGACAGGUGUGGAUUGCCCUGUACAAUGUGCUGAUGGGGCCAGACUGUCAGCAGAAGUAUGAAUAUAAUGACUACAACAAGAACCAAGUGCUGAAGGUGAGAGGUUACCUGCAUGAGGUGCUGCUGGACCAGUUCCCGCACCUGGCAGAGCUGCAGCGGUACCUGGAGCACCUGUCCAUGAUGGAACCACCCGCAGCCAGGAAGGACCUGGUGUUGGAACAGGUACCAGAGGUGAGGGAGAGGAUCCUUCAGGAAAAUAAAGGAAAGUGGGAGGCACUAGCCAAACACCAGGUCAAGACGGUCUUCAACCCCAGUACUGAGCAACUCAAGGAGCUGUCUAAGAGGUGGGCAGUGACCUAUAACCUGGACCUGUUGGAGAGUAUGUUAGUGGACCCGCCCAAGUGUGCGGUUUGCGGGGAGCCGGCCAGCAAGAGGUGUUCCCGCUGUCAGAACGAGUGGUACUGUAGGAGAGAGUGUCAGGUGGGACACUGGCCCAAACACAAGAAGGCCUGCGACCUGAUGACAAAUCCACAGUCUGCCCUGUCAUAGCACUGGGCACUCACAUUACUGUAAAGUGUUAUUUCAACAAUUAAGGUCUAAAGAUAAUGUCUUUCUAGAAACUUUUGAGUUACUAAAUCUAUGCAUUGGAGAAGAUAUGCAUUAAAGGUUCCUCCCACCUAUCUGUGAAUAUUUUCAUCCGGUUGGUAGGUCCUGAUUAAUAGGUGUAAAUUUUCACUUAAACAUAGUAUAUUAAACACCAACUGAAGUACAAGGCU